This is a messenger RNA of Symbiodinium sp. CCMP2456, 4095 nucleotides long. Lineage: Eukaryota; Dinophyceae; Suessiales; Symbiodiniaceae. The record is from the annotation of a GenBank genome assembly.
AUGGAUGCCGAGCAAGCAGCUGGGGUCCGGCACAGGAGGCUUUGGGGUCCUUUGGCCCUCGCUGCUGUGGCCCUGAAGAUCCUGGGCCAAGGUGCUCCUCCCGGCUUUUGCGCGCCCGUGCAUCGGACAAGGGGGCAGACUCUUGCCCAGAGUGCACUGGCCUCGCGGGAAGUGUUUGCCGAGGAGGAGAGGAGCGAUUACGAAGAGGAUUCGAGUGAACCGGAGGAUGACCUCGGAGUCCCAAAGCUCACGAGGUCAGCAUUCAAGCUGGAGACCUCCAGACAAGAUGCAGACAAGCUCGACAUCGACGCAGUUAGCGCUAUGGUACAAGGCGAGCUGAGCAAUGCUGGCUUCAAGGUGCAGAUGCACGACGGUCAGCCAUCGAUGGAUCUGAUUGGAGCUGGGGAUGCGGAAGUCCUCCGGGCGGCAGCCGCAGCUUUGCGACAGCACGCGUUGCGACGGGAGCCUCCGACUGAGGAUUUGAUGGAGUCGCUGCAGGACUUGCUUGCAGAACAGCAGGUGGAUCCUCUGGUCGUGUCAUCGCUGAUGUGGUCCUGUGGAAGGCUGGUGGCAGACACCCGUCCUCUCUUGCCGACCCUGCGAGAUGUCGUCGUCGAGGCCGCUCGAGAUAUGAAUGCGCAGAACUUGACCUCCUGCUGGUGUUCUGCUGCGAAUUUGCAGCCUUAUGCAGAGGAGGUGGAUGAGAUGAUUCCGGCCUUGCUCAGUGCUGUUCUACCCAAGGCUGCCGACUUGCAGCCAAGCCAGCUCGUGGCCUUCAUUUGGGCAUCCGGCAAGUUGGACCUUCGGCAGGAUGAGGUCGCGCAGAUCAAUGCCUUGCCGAAGCGCCUUCGCAGAUUCGAACUAGAGAUACUUCCUCUGAAGGACAUAGCCAACUUUGUUUUCGGCCUGUCGCAGCUGGACUUCAGGGAUAUGGAUGUGCUGGGCAUGAUCGCAAAGACGGCCGCUGGGAGGGUGGCCAAGUCAAAGCGUAAGGAAGCGCACCAGGACUUGCCAAUGAUCGUGAUGUCGCUGACGCGCUUGGGCUAUAAGGACGUGCAGAUGAACCUGCUCCUUGACGCUGUUGCAGAUCGGCUACAGAAGACUCGCAUGUUGAAGAAGAUGCCCGACUGGAGCCUGGCAGCGCUCUUCUGGGCCUGGCCACAGGACGGCUCGCUGGAGGGGGUCAGGAACAUGCAGGAGCUUCUAGCGCCAGAGGUGCAGCAAAGGAUGCAGAAGAACAAGUUUACGAGUCGAAUGUUGGAGAGGAGUUGGAUGGGUCCUGCUGAUGCGGUGGGCGUCCAUUCGCCUUGCGGUGCCCCGAGGAGGUUUGGUGGAAUGACGACGCAGACGGAGGAGCAAAAGCAGCAGAGUCGAUGGGAUUACCCGAUCAACGACGCGACGAAAGGAGAGGUCCGAGCAAGGCCGGGAUUGAAAUGGCAGGAAGUUGGACAACUCACACUCAAUGUGGGCGACAUUGUGUGGGUCCUUGAAGAGGAGGACGGCUGGUGCGGUGGUCACAAGGAUGGUGACGACAAUACUGGCUGGUUCCCAGCGUCGAUUAUCAACCGGAUUCCUCGAGGCGACUGCCAAGAGGAUGACGAAGAUGACAGGGCCUUGUACACCAGUGACCACCGAGCAGCUCAGCUUGAGCUGGCGGAGACCAAGCAGCGCCUGGAAGCGGCCACACCGGCAGGUUUGACAGUCAUUCCCAGGGCAAGCCGCAAGCCGUCAGAAGAGGUGCAUCAUACCCGCUUUCCAGCUGCUUUGUUGGAGGCCGGCCGAUCCAUGGCACAGAACGCGCUCCGCCUCAGACAGGGUGAGAAGCACUCGCAUGUGUACAUCAUCAGAAGUUUUGGUCGUGCGAAAACUUUCCGGGAAAUGACGUGUGGUAUCUUAGAGAAGCUGCUGCCCUGUCUUGGUGUGUGUUUGCUGGCCGUGGCAGUGGACGAUCCAGAGCUGGAGAUUUACCGACAGAAUGCAGGACCCUGGAAAGACCGAAUGCUUGUUGGUGUUCGUGGAGCCGAGCGGCAAGUUGCCUUCAUCGACCAGAUAAUGCCGAAGGGCCCAAGCUUCAGUGCUCCGGUCAUGGUGCUGGACGACAACAUUCUCAAAUUCAUGGACCGUGGUGAGACACUGACGAAGGGUCUGGACGAUCUCGUGGGCCUGGGCUUCGACUGCAUGCAGCGCGUGGGCGCAUCUGUUUGGUCUGUCAGCGACUCACCAAAUCCUGCGCACUGGAGUGACGAGGUAGAUGUGGGCAUUGGGCUCGUGUAUGGAGCUGCCUUUGGAAUGCUGGCAAGCCAUGAGGACUCUCGGUACUCGCGGUUUGGUCAGGUGCUGGACGAUGUGGAGAGGUCCUGCCGCUUCUAUGAGCAAGAUGGCAUGACCGUUCGCUUGGGCAGGCUGCAGGUGUACAAGAGGCAUGCGCCGGGCAUCUUCCAUGCAGACAAAGGCGGCAUCUCCGCCAGUCUCUCGGCAAAGGCUUUCGCAGAGGAGGCAGACCGGGCCAAGUCUGCUUUACUUCGUCGCUUUCCACAACUGCUCGAGGCCACAAGCAGCAAGCUCGGCCUGCGAUUUCGGCACGGAAACCGGAGCAGGGCUCCCUCCUUCAUCCUGUAUCUGGCCAUGACUUGGCGCCGCGAGCCUCAGGCAGCACUCGGAACCUGUCAGGCUGAAUCCGAGCGUCGACGUUUGGAGGAUGUGGUCAAGGGACUGCAGAAAGAGAAAAAUGACUGGGAGCACGAACGGCGGAGUAUGAUCAAGAGAUACGAGGAGCUCCAACAUUCCAAGGUCCAGUCGGCCCAGGAGGAGGCCAGGCGGAAGGAGGAGGAGCUUCGGUCACAGAAAGAGCUCAACAAGAUCUUGGAGGCAGAUCUCCGGUCGGAGAAAGGAAGCGCCAACAGCCUAAAGGGCAAGCUGAAGGAGCUCGAGGAGCACUGCAGAAAGCUUAAAGUGGAGGUCGAUCAUCUUAAGACUCGGCAAACAGACGCUGCGAGCAGGGAGGACCCCAUCGGCGGUAGCACCACAGGCAUCUCCCGCACAUAUGCUGGAGACAGUGGACACCGUACGCCCUCUGUUCCUCACACCGUCUCCGCCCUAGGCACCGCCCGCCCCUUGCGCCAGCAUUGCGCCAACCUCUUCCAUGACAUCGGUUGGACUUGGCCAGGCUGCGCUUUGGCUUUUACUCGCUUUUGCCAUGCGCGGUCACCCCGGGAGGUCUCCGCCUCUCCGUUGUCGGCCAGGCCCAGGGCCGCCAUGGGCCGCCGCUUGGCCUCUUGUGCAGAGCGACGGCGCGCUGCAGGCAGCCGGCCGGGGCCGGGCUGGGAGCGAGACACGCGUGACCAGCUUAGUAGAGAUCAGGGCGAGGUGAGACAAGCGUUGGAGCAGUUUGACUCAAUUUUUUGCUGUUGUGAUGCCUCUGAGUUCUCCCCGUCACGCCUCCUGGAUGUCAGUCGCUUAGCCUGUCUGCCUCACCUUCGGCAGCGCAUCCCGAGUCAGCGCGAUGUGACAUUGGACUCGGUUUCACAUGUUGCGCCGGUUCGCAAGCUGGUCUCUGAGAUCGAGAAGAGGAGCAACAGCCAGGGUGCUCCCACCACCAGGGAAGCGACGCCCAUCAAUCGGCAGCUGGUUUUCCCGGCUGCGGCACCAAGUGUUUCCUCACUUUGUACAGUUCGACGGCCCAUGGCCUCAGUCCCUAUUCUAACGACCGGACAUGUCUCCAUGACAUCAGCGGUUCGAGCCGGUUCACGCGAGGGUCAACCCGUGGCUCGGACCAUGCGAACGGUCACGCAGAGCUCCUCGCGCUCGGCCUUCCAGGUGGAACCGGAGCCCGAGACACCAAACGCAUCUCCGAAUGUGACGCACAUGGAGGACCCAUCUCGAAACUUUGGCAUGUCUCCGAUCAAGCGCCCGGCGCCUGCAAUCUCCUGCAACCGGCACUGCCGAAGCGUGGUCCAGAGUGACAGGGCACCCGAUGACGUACUCACCUCCGUCGCGGCCAAUCUCUGUACAGGACAGGAUCCGACAAUUGAAUGCAAGCCGUUAUCGUUGAGCGAAGAGCUCCACGAGCCCUUCCUUAUCAACGCUGAACUUUAG